ACUGGGAUAGUGUUUGGGUUCCUCAGCUGCUGAGCUUUCACGUGCUGCAUUCCUGACUCAUUCCAGAUGUGUGAGGGGGGAAAAUCCACUACAGUCAUAAGUCAAGACAAGUAGAAGAAGCUUCAGAGAUCCUAGAAGCUGGCUACUGGAGGCAGGAGCUGCUCCCAGGAGAAAGAGAAGAAUCCAGACCCUAGAAUCUGCCCAGGAGAACAGGUCAUGUUCAUCCAGUCCUGCCUGUUAUCAGUCCUGCUGCUCUAUGUGGAUGCCAACUUCACCAGCAAGUGGCACCGAGCUUUGUUUUUUCCAUCCGCCCUUCGUGUGCGUCGUUCUUCCCCUGAAUUCCUGGACCCCAUUCUUCAAAUGUCCCUGCCGGAGGUGGAGCUGCUCUAUGAGUUCUUAACUACAGGAGUUAACAUUGACAAGGAUGACCGGCUAACUCUCCGUGACCCAGAGUUGUCCUCUCUAAAGAAAGCAACCACGUUUGAUGUUGUGUGCAACGAUGUGAUUCCAAAGUCUAUAUCAGAAAUCCAAAGAUUGGGUGAUAAAUUGUCUCACAUUUCUGGUCCCUUAAACAGAGCAGACUUUGAGAGGACACUCCUGACCAUGGCCUAUGGAGCCUUGAAGACAUCACAGUCAGACAAUAGCAACCAGCAGAAGUUCUGGAUGCAGACCCUAACCAAACUCUUCAUAGCCUUAAGGAGAGAUUUGAUGUUCCCGUAUAAUAAAGAGGGACACCACUGAGCCAGGGGUCUUGACGAUGGCCCAUCUAUUCAUGCAUGUUGUCAUACACCUACCAGUAUAUCAAAGAAUAUAAUUUAUUUUGUCUAUUGCAAUGUAGAUGGAUCUACAGACUAAUGGGUUAUAGUUUCCAAAACAGUGCUGUCAUCAUAACAUUUUUACAUUUUUUUUUAGGGUGAGGGGGAUUGUGAUCAUAUAUUUUAGUCUUAAUCAUUGUGAUUCCGAUGAAUUACGGUAUGUCAUUUGGUGCCCUAGGAACACUAACCUAGUAGGCAGGAGCAUUGGUAUGGUCUUAAAGAUUUGGGAAACAAGACCUAAUGCAUAUGUGUCAAAUUAUUAAUCCAGUCCAGUACUAAAGGCAUAUUUGAAAGGAUAUUACAUUCAGUGUUAUCACACAUACAGGAGAAUACAGCAUUGCAUACCUAUUAUAUACAGUGAUGUCUUCUCUUAUCAUACACAUUCUCUUUCCUGAUCUUUUCCAUUUGGCCCAGAGUGGCAUGACAUCUUCUUUUAGACCUGUCUCAUCUCUGCAGAGUUUCCUCACUUUCUUCACUAUUAUCCCCCUACCCUCAUGCCCCAACAGUGUUAUCCUUCUGCAACCCCCCGUACUGUGCCAGUUAUGUUCCUAAAUGUUUCCAAAUACUAUACUUAACCACUUCACAUCCAUCCAUAGGAUAUAAACGUCCUAUGGGUGGACGUUCUGGAAUGUCCAUUCAGAGACGGCAGCUGCACGCUAGUCGUGCAGCUGCCGAGCGGGGGGCCCGCUGUCAGUGACAGCAGGGCAACCCAGAGAGAAGUCCCAGGUGUCCCUACCUUAUAGAUUGCUGUAUACAGCGAGCGCUGUGUAUACAGAUCAGGAAGCGCUAUGCCGCCUCCUGUCCCGGCCCGGUGGUCAUGUGACCGACAAGGCCGGGAGAGUGCAGGAGCUGUCAGGUCUUCCACAGACCUCUAUCAGCCCUGCACUGAGGCUGUACAGUGCUGUAUUCUGCUGUACAGCCUCUCUGGGGGCUGUAUUUCCCCUGUAACUGGGGCUACUAUGUCAGCCCCAGUUACAGGAUAAAUCAAUGGUGGAAAAAAGAAAGUGAAGUUAAAUGUCCCCCAGAGGUCUUGUAUGACCUUAUGGGGAACACAAAGUAUAAAAAAAAUUAAGUAAUUAAAUUUAUUUUUUAAAUAGAAACAAAAUAAAAUAGACAUAUUUGGUA
Molecule: messenger RNA, 1940 nt
Organism: Bufo gargarizans (Asiatic toad)
Lineage: Eukaryota; Metazoa; Chordata; Amphibia; Anura; Bufonidae
Gene: FAM180A
Product: family with sequence similarity 180 member A
Exons: 3
Coding region: 217-741 (174 amino acids)
Source: RefSeq, a predicted model, not a curated record